This is a messenger RNA of Nilaparvata lugens (brown planthopper), 4251 nucleotides long. It is a transcript of the gene Oseg1, whose product is annotated as intraflagellar transport protein 122 homolog. The record is from RefSeq and is a predicted model, not a curated record. Gene Ontology annotation, cellular component: non-motile cilium; intraciliary transport particle A. Lineage: Eukaryota; Metazoa; Arthropoda; Insecta; Hemiptera; Delphacidae. Gene Ontology annotation, biological process: non-motile cilium assembly; protein localization to cilium; intraciliary retrograde transport. Gene Ontology annotation, molecular function: protein binding.
GUUUGAUGUUGCCUAGGCGACUAGCCUGUUUUGUUUUGGUUUCUCUUCUCUACAUACAUAGAGCCUACUGUCAAAAAAAUGUUACAAUCGUUAAAGUCUCUUGGUUUUCAAGUCUAUACUUUCUUGCUAGAGAUAUACAUCUAUUUAUAGUUAUUAAUAUACAUAGACUUAGUUGAAGUUUAAUUACUUACUGAACUUUUUUACAAAAAUGCAUUGAUUUUACAAUGCGAUCCGUACCGGCUUGGGUUGACAAAGUUCAGGACCGUGAUAAGUUAGAACAGUGCAUUUAUGAUCUUUGUUUCAACCCAGAUGGAUCUCAACUAGUAGUGGCUGCUGGUCAAAGAGUAUUGGUUUACGAUACAAGUGAUGGAUCUCUUAUUCAGCCUCUAAAAGGCCACAAAGAUACAGUCUAUUGUGUCUGCUAUGCGAAAGAUGGAAAAAGAUUCGCAUCGGGGAGUGCUGACAAAACUGUUAUCAUAUGGACAUCGAAGCUGGAAGGUGUUCUCAAGUAUUCACACAGCGACGCGAUCCAAUGCCUGGCCUACAAUCCUGUGUCGCAGCACCUGGCCAGCUGCGCAGUGAGCGACUUUGCACUGUGGUCAGCCGAGCAGAAGGCGGUCACCAAACACAAGAGUGGGGGCGGCCGCAUCAAUGCCUGCUCGUGGACCAAUGACGGCCAGUACCUGGCGCUAGGCCUUGCAUCGGGCAACGUGUCCAUCCGCAACAAGGCCGGCGAGGAGAAGGUCAAGAUAGAGCGGCCGGGCGGCGCCGAUGCGCCCAUAUUCGCGCUCGCAUGGAGUCCACACAAGGAAGAUAGCUAUGAUAUUCUGUGUGUGACCGACUGGGGUCAUAAUCUCUCUUUCUACUCUCUGAAUGGAAAAAUGGUAGGCAAAGAGCGAAACCUUGGAUUCGAGGCGCUGUGCGUGAGCUACUUGAGCCGCGGCGAAUACAUGCUGGUCAGUGGGUGCAACGGCACCUGUCAGCUGAUGACCCGCGAUGGCAUCAAGCUGGGAUUGGUCGGAGAGGAGCACCAGUCCUGGGUGUGGUGUUGCGCCGCCAGGCCCGACUCCACAUAUGUCGCGGUGGGUUGCCAGGAUGGAACAAUUGCUUACUACCAAAUGGUCUUCAGCACUGUACAUGGCCUAUAUAAAGAAAGAUACGCUUAUAGGGAAAAGAGAUUACAAAGUUUGACUUUUGAAGGAGUGAAGGAGAGAGAGUGGCUGAUGGACUCGCCAAUCCGCUACAUCAAAGUGGUGGGAGGGCCCAGUGGUCGCGAAGGACUCCUCUUGGGUCUCAUGAGUGGCCAGGUUUUAAAGAUUUACUUGGACAAUGCAUUCGCUGUGAGCCUAUUGAAAGCACAGGCGGGAAUAAGGUGUCUUGAUCUCAGUGCUUCAAAGAAAAGGCUGGCAAUUGUUGACGAGAACAACCAGUGUGUUGUUCAUGAUAUAAACACCAAAGAAAUGCUGUACCAGGAGCCAAAUGCGAAUAGUGUAGCUUGGAAUGCGGCUUGUGAAGAAAUGCUCUGCUUCUCUGGCAAUAAUUUCCUUAGCAUCAAAGCCAACAAUUUCCCGGUCCAUCAACAGAAACUGAUGGGAUUUGUGGUUGGAUUUUGCGGAUCCAAAAUAUUCUGUCUCCACGUGUCAACAAUGUCCACCAUUGAAGUGCCUCUCUCGGCUCCCAUGUAUCAGUAUUUGGAGAAGAAACUAUUCAAUGAAGCAUAUUCAAUAGCAUGCUUGGGCGUGACUGAAGGAGAUUGGAAAUCUUUAGCGCACUCAGCAUUGGAUAACCUCGACUUUGAAGUGGCCAAAAAAGUCAUUCGGAUGAAGGAUCUCAAACAUUUGGAACUGAUCAGUGAAUUUCAAGAAAGGAUGAGAAAGGGCGAAAGAGAAAAAGAACUGUUUUUGGCCGAUAUUCUCGCUUACAGAGGAAAGUUCAAGGACGCAGCUCGCAUGUAUCAGAGAUGCGGCCAAGACCACAGAGCAAUGGCCAUGUACACAGAUCUUCGAAUGUUCGAUUUAGCUCAGGAAUUUCUUGGUUCAAGUGACAUUGUGGAUCGUAAAGCACUGCUCAGGAAGAAGGCUGAUUGGGCACAAAACAUAAACGAGCCCAGAGCUGCGGCUGAAAUGUAUUUGUCAGCUGGAGAUACAAUCAAGGCAAUUCAUAUCAUCGGCGAGAAUGGAUGGAUUGAUAUGUUGAUUGAUGUGGGGAGGAAGCUUGACAAGGCCGAAACGGAAUGCAUUAGAGCUGUGGCUGAGAGACUGCGCCAGCUGGGAGCACUGGAGCACGCUACCGAGAUGUAUCGCAAACUCGGCGAGGAACGCAGCAUCGUGAAGCUGCAUGUCGAGGCCAGCAACUGGACCGAGGCAUUCGGCCUCGCCGAGCGCCACCCCGAGUACAUGCACCUCGUCUAUGUGCCCUAUGCCCAGUGGCUGGCCGAAAACGACAAAUUCAUUGAGGCUCACAAAGCAUUCCAUAAAGCGGGAAGACCCGAGGAAGCAUUCGCCGUUCUGCAUCAGCUAACAUUGAAUGCAGUUGACGAGAGCCGAUUCAAUGAUGCCAGCUACUAUUAUUGGGUGCUCAGUAGGCAGUGCCUGGAUAUUGCUAACCAGAGGCCAGACCAAAAAGACGAGAUGCUAUCUAGAUUUGCAGAGCACGAGAAGUAUGCUUCCAUCUAUUAUGCAUUCCACACAAUUCAGUGCUAUCUGGAAGAACCAUUCACAUCGUAUCAACCCGAGGCGUUAUUCAAUAUAUCAAGGUUUCUAAUGUAUGAAACGAAAACAGCUCAGCCCAAAGGUGUUUCACAAUUUGCUAUUCUGUACGCAUUGUCGAAACAAGCGAGAAAUUUGGGUGCUUUCAAGUUAGCUCGACAAGUUUUGGACAAAAUGCAGAGUUUCCGAAUACCUCCACAGUUCCAGGAUAACGUGGAUGUGGCGUGGUUGAUGAUCCGCGCCAAGCCCUACCAUGACAACGAGGAGCUGCUGGUGAUGUGCUACCGCUGCUCCACCUUCAACCCGCUGCUCACCUCUUCCAACUGCGGCAACUGUUGCACCAACUGUCGCCAACCUUUCGUCCACUCUUUCGUAUCUUUCGAGGUUCUGCCACUCGUUGAGUUCCAGCUAGAGAGUGGGAUCAGUGAGGAGGAAGCUAUGAGACUACUGGAGACUCCAGCUCCUAAUCAAGGUCAGGAGGGCUGGAGUCAGAGAAUUGAGGAGAAUUUCCAGACUAUGAGGCUGGAAGAGGAAAGUCCCAUCAUGACUGAUCAGUUCACUGCUAAGCUCAUGAAUUUUGAGACUGGUUCGGAUGUGUUUGUGCCGGUGACAGUGAACCGAGCGACCCUGCUGUCAAUGGAUGCAAGCACUGUGCUCGUGUGCCGGUGGCCCCCGCCCCUCAGGGCGCAGUACUACAGAAACCUCCUACCUGAAUUACAAAUAACCCUUUGUUCCUCGUGCAAUAAGGUGUUCCACGUUGAUGAUUUUGAAAUGAAGAUUCUUCAGAAUGGCCAUUGUCCCUUCUGUAGGACCAAGCCAGACACCUAUAACAUAGUAAAUGAACAAGAAAAUGGUGGAUUCAUGUAGGUCUUAUUUGUUUAUAUUAGCUUUUGGAGCUCAACAAUAGACGUUCUCUAUUGAAAUAGUUGUGAAAAGGCGAGUAAUGUCCAAUUCCAUCAAUUAAAUGGUAUUGAAUAUUAAUCAUGAAAUACUCGAUUGAUGAAACAUUAUUUUUAUACUUUAAAUUUUAUAAUAGAUAAUAAUACGUUGAAAAUGUACAAUAGAAGCGAAGGAUUCGCUCCUUUUUUAUUCAAUCGUUGAUAUAAUCGGUUGUUGAUAAUUCAAAAACCUAGGUUAGGUACGACUACAGUAAUUAAAACCACAGUAUGGCCAUUGACUGUCAAACUUUUGAUUGGCUUGCUCGAUCACGUGGUACAAAUCCGCCAUUAGGACUCGUAACAAACUUUAUAAUCAUAUCUUAUUGCAUUGAAAACUUGAAACUUUUCUUCUACCGAACUUAUCUUGGAUCACUCCUUCUACCGAUUGCAAACAUAUUUUGAAUUUACCAUGAUUUUGGUAUAGCAUUUUCGAAGGUAAAUUUAUUGUACUUUAAUAGAGCAAAAAAACACUAAUAAACCGCAAAACAUCAAUCCUCCAUAGCUUUUGCAAACCACUUAUUGGGAACCACUGAUCUAGAUAAAUAUGCCGAUGAAUUUCAAUUCAUGAAAUAUUCAAGUGCUGAUUAAAGACUUCUUGACUUUUC